This is a messenger RNA of Cuscuta campestris, 1119 nucleotides long. Lineage: Eukaryota; Viridiplantae; Streptophyta; Magnoliopsida; Solanales; Convolvulaceae. The record is from the annotation of a GenBank genome assembly.
GAGAGGGGGGAGAGGAUAGGAUAAAGAUCUCCCCCACGAUCACCCAUGACGUUUACUUGAUAUAUCUAUCUGUUUCCUCUCAAUCGGUAGAGAAAAAGAUCUGAUCUUUUUUCUUUUACCAGUUCUUGAUUUGGACGAUGAGGAGUGGCAGAGCACAUCCGCAGUUCAGAGUGUCCCCGGAGGAUGAUGCCGGCGGCGCCGGAGAAGCCAACGGAUCUGGCGAGAUCAGGUUCCGGGGCGUGAGAAAGAGACCCUGGGGGAAAUUCGCGGCUGAGAUCAGAGACCCUUGGAAGAAAACCCGUGUUUGGCUCGGGACCUUCAACUCCGCCGAGGCCGCCGCCAGAGCCUAUGACGCCGCCGCCCGGAACCUCCGUGGCCCGAAAGCUAAGACCAACUUCCCGUCGCCGCCUGCUCCUCUCCAUCCUCAUCUCCCUCCUUAUCACCAUCAUCAGAGUUUUCAAUUCAACCCCAGGGUAAAAGAUUCGUCCUUUGUCGACCAAAGAAUUUACUCCGAUCAUCAUCCUAUUAUCUCCCAGAGGCCGACCUCCAGCGGCAUGAGUAGUACGGUGGAGUCCUUCAGUGGGCCCCGGCCUCCUCGGCUUCUGCCGCCUUCUCGGCCGUUGGUGGUCCCGGAUGAUUGUCACAGUGACUGUGAUUCGUCUUCCUCAGUCGUGGACGACAUGGGCUGUGAAUACAUUGCCUCUUCUUCUUUCAGAAAGCCCUUUCCUUUCGACCUGAAUUCCUUGCCUGCAGAGGAACCUGAGGAUUCCGAAGCCUAUGAUGACAUCCGGUGCACAGCUUUGUGUCUCUGACGGUCAGCAAUGGCGAUUCUUCAUUUGUAACCAAUAUUGAUUGCCUAAUUUUACUUUUUCUUUUUCUUUUACUUUUUAAAUUUUAUUUUACCAUCUCCGCUUUAUGGCGCGGAAGAAGGCCGGGAAUCAAGAAGGAAGACAGUGGAUCAUGGUUAUUAGAGCCAAAGACUGAACCUUUUAUCAAAUGGUUUGUCUGUGAUGAGUCUGCUCUUUGAAGUGGAUUUUCAUGUUAAUCAAUUAUGAUGCCUGUUUCAGUGUUGUUUGAUGCAUAUUAUCUGAUGUUAUGUCUUCUGCUUGCUCUUAUGUU